Messenger RNA from Ambispora leptoticha, 552 nucleotides. The record is from the annotation of a GenBank genome assembly. NCBI's taxonomy places the organism in Eukaryota, Fungi, Glomeromycota, Glomeromycetes, Archaeosporales, Ambisporaceae.
AUGACAAUCAUCAAAUAUCCGGAACCACCUUCUUGGAACGAAAACAUUUCUUCCAAGGAUUUUCAUAUCAUUGGGAAAAUGUCAGCCAACCCAACUUUGCCAGCACAAAAAUUACCAAAAAUUCAUCAGCCGGAAAGGUUAGAUAUAGCCGCGAGCAAAAAAAAUGCUACUAUAAGUAUAAGCAAGGGCAAUAAACUCACUAAAGAACAGAUUAGAAGAAACAUUAAAAGAAAAGCCAAACAAGCCGGAAUUAAGAAAAAUAUUUCACCGCAUUCUUUUAGAAGAAGUUUAGCCACUAAUUUAUAUAAUCUAGGUGGGAAAUUAGAAACUAUUCAGAAACAACUAGGUCAUGCUAGUUUAGAUACUACCUUAGGAUAUAUUCAUAAUGAUUACCAGACUUUUAUUAUGGUAAAGGCUAAACAAAAAGAAACAUUUACUGUUAAACCUAUUCACCCAGGAACGAUACUGCGCGAAGAAUUAUUAAUUCCUCGCAACAUUAGUCCUAACGAAUUAGCAAUCGCUUUAAAAGUUCCGAAAGAACAGAUUAAAUGA